Sphaeroforma arctica JP610 is the source of this 202-nucleotide messenger RNA. RefSeq lists its product as hypothetical. The record is from RefSeq and is a predicted model, not a curated record. The transcript has a single exon. The annotation marks the transcript as partial. Lineage: Eukaryota; Ichthyosporea; Ichthyophonida.
GAAGAAUGAGUACUUCAUGAAGACAGAUAAAUUAGGACUGCACCUCGGCCUCAGUGACGGGUUCCAAGGCCUAUGGAUAGACGAAUCGCUGACUAAGGGUGCUUCAAACCAAUGUGAUACAUAUGACAAUGAAUGUCUGGCGGGGGAAGAGAAUGGGCAAUUUAGUGUGGCGUCUAUCGAGGUAUAUGGUGUUGUAGGGUGA